AUGCUAUUGUUAACAUCGUUAUCAGUUUGUCUUAUUAUAAUACAAAAUGCAUAUAUAUUUGCUUCAUAUUGUGGGGAAGAUGCAAUUCCAUUCAGUUUACAAGCACUGCAAAGUGGUCAACCGGUAUUGGGAUGUGCACGGCCGUCGUGUUUUGGUUGGGGUGUUAAAACUGAUAAGGGUGCUCGAUUCUAUCGGAUUCACAGAAAGAAUGAUGGAUUUAUGCGUCGUACUGAUCUCAAGAAAUAUGACAAAGCAAAAACUAUGGCACGAGAAUCACAGCUAGCUUUUUGUGAAAAAAACUAUGCUAGUUCAUCAUGCGAUGAGAAUAUGCAGUGGGUUGGUGGAUUGUCGCCAUCAUCAAAUAUCACUACACAACCGCUGUUAUUGAAAUGCUGCACAUUUGAUAAUUUAAAAAAUUCGUGGGACCGUGGAAUUGCAGACGUAAAUCCAGGACAAAUUGUUGUUGGUGGUGAGGUAAUGAAAGAUGAACGACAAUAUGCAUUUGAUUAUAUUGCUAACAUUAAAAAAUAUUCCAAAAAAAAUGGAAGUAUAACAUAUAGUGUAACAAUUCGACGAUUUUGGUGUCUUCCAUAUCCGACAAAAUCUAAUCUUUAUGGUAAAAUUAUUGAAUAUCUUAAGUAUUUAGUAGAAGAAAAUACUCUUCCGUAUAUUAUGGAUAGAAUGACAAGAAAUUAUGAAACGAAUAGACAACCUGAAACAAAUUCUAAACAAUUUACGUCACAGAUUUUUGUCGUUUUAUUUCGACUAAUUUUGGAAAGUGAAAAUGCAUUAUUUUUGCAGCAGUUUGAUGAUAGAAUCAUCACAUCAAUUGAUUCUACAAAACAAUUUAACAAAACAAAACUAUCCUCAGAAACUUUACAUCGUUCUGGUCUAUCUAUUUCACCAAUUAAAGACUUCACAUCUACCGUAACACAAUUUACUUCAACAAAUCAACAACAACAAUCAAUGAUGCCACUUGAUAGCAAUCAAUAUUUGGAUGCUUCAUCUAUUCAAAACAUACGAUAUGUACCUCAACAAUCUUUCAUACAGCAACAAGAAGCGCAACUGUACCCAUCAAUAUAUGAAUCAUAUUCACAAAUGCAACCACAACAACAACAUCAUGCGCAAUCAUUGCUAUAUGAACAACAAAUGCCUUCAGCACAGCAAUUUGCGCUUCAACAAUCUGUACCUUCGCAUUCUUCACAAUUUCCAUUAUUUCCAUCAUUUGAUCAGCUUGUUUGA
This is a messenger RNA of Brugia malayi, 1242 nucleotides long. RefSeq names its product Warthog protein, putative. The coding region runs from base 1 to 1242 and encodes 413 amino acids. NCBI's taxonomy places the organism in Eukaryota, Metazoa, Nematoda, Chromadorea, Rhabditida, Onchocercidae. The record is from RefSeq and is a predicted model, not a curated record. The transcript is spliced from 9 exons.